UUCAUUUUGAAAUUAGAUCACUUUCAUUUAAAAGCUUGCAGUGAACAAGACGCUGGUUGUAUUGUUUAAUUUCGCAAUUUGCACAAUUUCCUGUAGAUAUAAUUAAAGUUUGUUGAAGUCAUUCGUACCUGCACCAGCACGUAAACAAAGUGUUUUGAUGGCAACUCCCGAAUUCAGCCGCAAAUCAUGGAAGAAAAAUUUAUACGAAAACGCCGACUACGCGGAUAAUUAUACGGAUCCAUCCUUCCUGAAGGACAUGCAGACGAACGUGAAUCUGAAAACAUACACAUCCCAGGAAGCAUUCGCCGGUGCAACAAAACUCAGCCAGCAGAUUUCGGUCGUGACGGCAUUCCUGGUCAUUUUCCACCAUCUCUACCUGGAACGUAUCGGAGCGAAGGUGCUAUUUGCGCAGUCAGCAGUCGGAACUAUCAUUGGUUACUUUGUCUACGCCGGACGUGAGGUACAGCUGGCCAAGUUCGUAGAAGACUGCAAAACAGCACUAGCAGUACUCGUGUUUGGAUUCAUCUUUUCGCCACUUCUCCACACGCUCACCAACAGCAUCAGCACAGACACAAUCUUUUCGAUGACUUUCUUCGUACUGGUUCUGCAUUUGAUCUUCUUCGAUUACGGCGUAUCAGCGGCAUUCGUUUCUAAGGCUAUUUCGUUGAACGCAGCCAUUUUCGGUUCUAUAUGCCUAGCAUCACGGCUAUCCUCUUCGCUGCACGCGUUCGUUCUGCUAGAAGUGGCGGCCGUAUUCUUCGCGUUAGGUCCAUUUUUGGUGCGUAAAUUGUAUAGCGUGCAGUUGCUAGUGCUUUCCAUUGCUGUGUGCUGCUAUUUCCUACAAUCUAUUUCCCAUAUCAUUCUCUACACGUACAUAAGCACACUGGCCUUUGUGAAUCUGUUUUGUCCGUGGCUUUUUGUUCGCUUACAAAGGUACAAAAACAACAUUAACGGGCCAUGGGAUGAAGCUAUCGUUGCAGAGGAAACUGCAUCUUAGAUGUUGAUUCGUUAGCCUUAGCAUUGGUAAGACUUAACACUAGUCAUUGGUAAAUUGAAAAAUGGAGAGCAGGAUGAAUAAACCGGCAAUACAGGAUUCUUACAGAUAAAAGACAAAUUCUUCAUAUUUAUUCGAGGUUUAACCAAUAAUCAUAUAUUGUAUCUUCUUCUUUGCCUGAACGGUAGCUUCGCAUGUCGCUAUACGGUCAUCGUGCGGAUAUUUCAAACGCAGUCAAUUGAAAGCUUCAAAAAUUAUCCGAUUUCUUGUCACAUUUAAGCGUUUUUGUGCAUUUUGUUCGCUUCCGAUCCGCUUUCUUCCUUAAACGUGUAGUCGCCUUUCUUAAACUGUGCAAAUCUUUGCCGACAAGUGGCUUCCUUAAUGCACUGCUCCCCGUACGCUGUUACUAUUUCUUUAUGGGCUUCAGCUGCACUUUUCUUCAUGUUGUACAGCAAUAUCAGAACCUCGUGCAAAUGUUUAUCGCUUGGUACGAAGCCACUCAUUCGUAAGACUCCUUGUAAUGGGAUGUAAUGGAAAACUUGGCCGAUGCAAUGCAAGGGAAACUAGACCGAAAAGAAAAAUGCCGUGAUGUUAUCAAACAAACAUCUUGACAUGAUGGUUGACACUUGGGAAAAGGCGGAAAACAAAGUUGGCGCUAUAUGAACACGUUCGGAACACGUGUUACGUUUGACCAAAAAACAUAAACUUAUAAUGAAAUCGUUACGAUAUAUGUCCCAUUUCUCAAUUUAAAAAAUUCUCUAAAAUAAAUAAAUUUCAAUCUGUAAA
Molecule: messenger RNA, 1780 nt
Organism: Anopheles funestus (African malaria mosquito)
Lineage: Eukaryota; Metazoa; Arthropoda; Insecta; Diptera; Culicidae
Gene: PIG-C
Product: phosphatidylinositol N-acetylglucosaminyltransferase subunit C
Exons: 2
Coding region: 158-997 (279 amino acids)
Biological process (GO): GPI anchor biosynthetic process
Cellular component (GO): glycosylphosphatidylinositol-N-acetylglucosaminyltransferase (GPI-GnT) complex; membrane
Source: RefSeq, a predicted model, not a curated record